AAAGCGCAAUGGAAGCAUCUCUAAUUAGAGCGCCAUGCAAGACCCUGUGCUGGCUGAGGUGGAUGUGUUCCUGUCGCAGGCUCUUAGCUCAACACUGCAUCUGCUACAGGUAAAGCCGUCUGCUCUAGUCGCGGUUCACUUGUUUUGUUCGCAGUACCCGUUGCGGCCAGCCCAUCUUCCAGUGGAGCCUGCCAGUGUCCAGAGUGUUAGAGUGAGGUCAGAGAGCAACCAGGUUCAGCUGCAGUUGGCAGUUUCUGCCUAUGGGGAGAACUACAGCCGCAGCCGGGGAGAGGCCUAUGCUAGAGAUGCAGACAUGGCUCCCUCUCAAACCACUCCGCUCUACCGCAGUGGAUUCAUGGACCACUAUGCCUUGACCUCCAGUCCCCAGACCCAACUGAGCCACAGGUAUGUGGUCGGAGUCCUUAGAGAUGGAGAGCUCCACCUCACUCCUCUGCGAGGGAUUGUGCAGCUGCGGCCCAGUCUGGCACACCUGGACCAGGCUGUAGCUGGCAGGAGACAUGGCUCCGCGGCUCCUGACCUUGCUGCCACUGACGGAGACACCACAGAGAGUGAGGGCGAAGAAGCAAAACCUGUUACUGUCAAAUUUGCCCGCAGAGAUGUUGGGAGGAACAGGCGUGUGACCUGGAGCGAGCUGUCAAGCAGAAAAGAUUCCCAGGAGGGAUGGGUAGACCUGAAUUAUUGCCCUCUCACCUCUCAGCAAGCAUGUGACGAGAGGAAGCUGCUCUUUUCCUCUGAUGACUGUCCUCUGCUCAGUUCAAACCUACCACCUGACGUCUACCUGAACAGACUGUGCCCGCUGCAGGGCAAGGAGGAGGAGAGGGAGCCAAGUGAGCCACCAGGUGGAGCUGUCUCUCUCUCCAAACUCAAGGCUCUUCCAGUCACUACUCAGGUCCAUGAUCUUCUCACCAGUACUGGAGUAUUGACACUCGCCCAGCUGAGCUCUCUGCUGCAGUGUGGGCGAGGCCAGCUCCCCGCCUACCUGGAGGCACUCCAGCAGCAUGGUGUACUGGUGCAGGGCUGCUGGGUCGUGUCCAGCCACACUCUCUACCGUUCUGAAAUGCAUGCUUCACUUCGGGAUGCACGAGACUAUCUGCUCUACUGCUUCAGCCAGACCAGAUGUCUUGCCAGAAAAGACGUAGCAGUUCUGACAAAGGUACCUCACGAGGCUGUGAGGCAAGUGGUGGCCUCUCUCACCUCAGGCUCCGGACUGGAGUUCAAAAUGGCAACUGACACGGAUUUCAUUCACAAGUACCCACACGUGGUGCAUCAACAGGAGGAAAAGUGGCGAAAGAGAUUUGAGGAACUGAAGUCUGCUCUGAAUCUGCCCAAAGACCUCCAGAAGCCUCCCAGUUAG
Geodia barretti is the source of this 1375-nucleotide messenger RNA. Lineage: Eukaryota; Metazoa; Porifera; Demospongiae; Tetractinellida; Geodiidae. The record is from the annotation of a GenBank genome assembly.